UACCGAUCGACCAACAAGGAUGGCGCAUCCGACGAGAAACGCAAAAGAGGCAACCGUGGCAGUCGCAAUGCCAGUCGCAGGAGACCACGCACAUGGAAGAAGCUGCUUUGGGUGAAACAAGCAUAUCCUGACAACUACACGGAUGAAGAGACCUUCCUAGAUCAUCUGCAACGCAAUCCUCGUCUCCGACCUUAUGACUUCUGGCCGCUUGUUGCAGACUCUACUGUUAUCGUCCAACACAUCGGCUCCGUCAUCAUCUUCGUUUGCUGCUUUGUCGGCAUCAAGCAACAACGUGUGUCGCCUGUAUCUGUCGUCAGCUGGGCCACUUUCGGUACCAUCUUGGGUUGGGUCGCUCGUGACUACUGGGUAGGACAAGAGGAGGCUGCUCAGGCUGCUCGCGUUGCCCUUGCCGAGGCCACAGCUUCGUCCAAAGCCGUCAUAGAUAGUCAGCGCAUCCAGGAAGGGCCCUUGAGUCCUGCAGAUCCUGCUUCCACCAUGUCAGACAAUGCUAAGCUAGGUUUGGGUAUUUCGACUGUAGCCGCUUCACGACAAGCAUCUGUCGUUUCAGCAACAGAGGGCUCAGCAUCAGCCGCGUCCACCACUGUUAAUCCAAGCGGUGCUGCUUCGUCAGGGAGUUACAAUUACUACCCACCUUUUGAGAAUCAGACCUCUUCACUUUCGCCUCGCAACCAAGAGAGAUUGGCAACGGCCAAGUCUGCCAUCUUGAUCUAUUGUGCACUACUAGGCUUGAGCCCCAUUUUGAAAUCUUUGACCGUGUCAACUUCCCCGGACUCUAUCUGGGCCAUGAGUACUUGGCUUUUGAUCAUCAACAUCUUCACCUUCGACUAUGGUGCCGGUGUUGAGGCGAAAUUUCCUGCUUCUUUGUCGACGAAUGCUGCUCUUAUGGCAUCCACAGUGCUUGCUUCUCGUCUCCAAUACACCAAUGAAGUCUUCAGCCUGACACUUUUCAGUAUCGAGGUGUUUGGAUUGUUCCCGGUCUUCAGGCGACAUUGUCGACACGCUUCUUGGACAGGUCACUUGAUACUGACUGCAUUGACUGUCCUCGGCGCAGGAGGUGGACUUUGCGUCACUAUCACAGGAGGAGGAUGGAAAGCCGGAGUUGGCGGUGCCAUUCUCGGUGGUAUUCUCACGUGUCUUGCCAUGGGUAUCACCAGCUGGUGGCUCAUUGGAUUACAAAGAUACAAGAACGAGAUUCACGGGCCUUGGGAUCCCGCACGUCCAAUUAUCAGACGACAUUGGGAUUAA
Aureobasidium melanogenum CBS 110374 is the source of this 1266-nucleotide messenger RNA. Its product is annotated as GPI2-domain-containing protein. The record is from RefSeq and is a predicted model, not a curated record. Gene Ontology annotation, biological process: GPI anchor biosynthetic process. Lineage: Eukaryota; Fungi; Ascomycota; Dothideomycetes; Dothideales; Saccotheciaceae. The annotation marks the transcript as partial. The transcript has 3 exons. Gene Ontology annotation, cellular component: glycosylphosphatidylinositol-N-acetylglucosaminyltransferase (GPI-GnT) complex; membrane.